CGACGCUCGUCUCGCCUGAGCUUGCGGGAGUUAAAACUAAAGAAAAAAAAGAACCCCUUGGCUUGAGUUGUAGCAUAUCCGUUAUCGGAUUAGCGGCCGCGAGCUAACAAUAGCCCGCCCAUGAACAGCGACGGCCGAUUCGGAGAUGCACGAGCGAGCGUGGUGUGGGCUCCUCCAGCCUCCGCGUCUGUGACUCCGUACCGCCUUCGGCUCGCUGGCUCGACCGGCCUUUUAUAAUCCUUGGCACGCCUUCUCAGCUCCUUUCAUUUCUCCUCCUUUGAUUUGAACCUCAAAUCUAUCCCGAGUGAGCCUCAUUGCGUCGACAUGGGUUUCAAGUCUGCCCUCCUGCUGAGCGCGGCAGCUUCUGCUGCGGCGGAGAAAGUCCACGGCGUGGUCGUGUUCUCCCGCCACGGAGAUCGCACAACCAAAUGGUACGGCUCGCAGCAGCUCACCAGCCUGGGCGCUGAGCAAAACUUCCAAGUGGGAGGUGACUACCGCGCUCGCUACCUCGAGUCCGAUUCGGAGCACCAGAUUGUCGGCAUCUCAGAGGAUGAGUACGUCCCGUCGCAGGUCUUUGCCAGCGCGCCCGACCAGGGCAUCUUGAUGAACACGGCCACUGCCUUCCUCCAGGGCCUGUACCCGCCUCUGUCGGACAUUGCCCCUGCGUUGGCCACCCAGACCCUCAACAAUGGCACCAACAGCACCAGCCCCCUGGAUGGCUACCAGUAUGUCCUCCUCCAGGGCGUCGACGACAGCUCGCCCAACACUAUCUGGAUCAAAGGCGACGACGACUGCCCAGGCUAUGCCGAGUCGUCCAAGGCCUUCCAGAAAAGCGACGUCUUCAUGCAGCGCGACUAUGAGACGCGCAACUUCUAUGAGGGCUUUUAUGACAUCCUCGCCGACGAUGUGUACAACAUUGAGCCGGAGGACUUGACCUACGCCAACGCGUACAGCAUUUUUGACCUCAUCAACGUGGCUCGGAUCCACAACGAGUCGUCUGCCGCCCUGAACGUGUCUGACGAGGAUUUCCUCAGGCUGCGGACUCUGGCCGACUCUGCCGAGCUCGGCAAGAACUGGAAUCAGUCCGAGCCCGACCGCUCCAUUGGCGCCGAGACCCUGUCCGGCGCCAUCCUCGCCAAGCUCAACGAGACUGUCACCUCCGAGGGUAAGCUCAAGUUCUCCCUCUUGGCUGGCAGCUACGACACCUUCCUGGCCUUCUUUGGCCUGUCCGGCUUGCUCGACGUGUCCAAGGACUUUUACGGACUGCCCGGGUACGCCUCCACGAUGGCCUUUGAGCUGUAUGCCGACGGUGACAGCGAGGACUUCCCCGCAGAGGAUGAUCUUCGCGUGCGCUUCCUCUUCAAGAACGGCACCGCUGGCGAGCUCCAGACCUUCCCGCUUUUUGGCACCGGCGACGACACGCUUUCGUACGCCACCUUUGUCGACAAGAUGAAUGACCAGGCAAUUACCGGUGUGAGCACCUGGUGCGACCGUUGCCAGUCGGCAACCGAUUUCUGCGCCGCUUACGACAAUGAAUCGACCAACAGCCAGGGCGACAAGGACAGUGGCAAGGGAGGCAUGUCUAAUGCUGUUGCCGGUGUCAUUGGUGCCAUGGUCACGCUAGGCGUUGUUGCUGUGGUCGGUGGCGUGGCAUUUGUUCUAAUGAAGAAUAAGAAGCAGAGGUCAGUCGCUGCGGCUGCCGAGAAGAGCAGUAUCCACAGCGGCAGCGUCGAUGUGAAGGCUUGAAACCCGUGCCAACCACGGUGGUAGCGAUAAUGAGAAGCAUGGAAUGAAUGUUGAUGGACCGUAUUGAUAUUGAUCUCCUCACAAUUUUGU
Messenger RNA from Emericellopsis atlantica, 1836 nucleotides. RefSeq names its product histidine phosphatase superfamily. Gene Ontology annotation, molecular function: phosphatase activity. The transcript has 2 exons. Lineage: Eukaryota; Fungi; Ascomycota; Sordariomycetes; Hypocreales; Bionectriaceae. The coding region runs from base 325 to 1746 and encodes 473 amino acids. Gene Ontology annotation, biological process: dephosphorylation. The record is from RefSeq and is a predicted model, not a curated record.